UCGCUGCUUGCUCCUCGGCUGCACCAACAUGGCGGCUUUCUGAGUUUACGAAGAGGAAAAAAAAAGAAGCUAAUGUGUAAAUAAAGCCACUGUACAUUGUUUAGAGAUUAUAUUAGUUGUUUAAAGUGGUUGCGGAGUUGAUGAUCUGUUGUACAGGGAGAAAUAAAAGAUGUCGAGUGACGGAAGUAAAAAGCAGUUCUGGAAAAGGAACACAGCGAAGGUUCCUGGCAGUAUACAACAUGUUUAUGGAGCCCAGCAUCCUCCAUUUGAUCCUCUCCUACAUGCUAAUUUGAUCAAAGCCGGAAACAAACCGUCUGCCACGAGCACACCCGGAAAGCCGAAGAAAGCCACCACCUUCCAGGAGUUCGAGAGCAUCACGAGCGAUGCGUGGGACGUGGGGGACGACGAUGACGAACUCCUCGCCAUGGCCGCCCAGAACCUCAACAUUGAGGUCGUCAGGGAGACGGCCAACAAGGUGAUCGAGAACCACAGCAAGCAGCAGGAGCGACGACAGCAGCAGCUGGACGAACCUCCCGGGCCUGAGGAGAAAUACGAAGAGGAGGGGCACAGCAAAGAUGAAGAGGAGAGGCUAGAGGAGGAGGAGACGACCACAGAGCUGUCCUUUAGCUCGGAGCGUCUCCACCACAGCGACAGCAGGCUGGUGAAAUCCCACAGUGAAGCACCUAUUGGAUCGCCAAAGGAGAUGAGCAGCGAGCGGGCAGCGCUAUACAGGCAGCAGUCACUCCCUCACAGGCCGGUCAUCCCCCUGGUGGCCCGCAUGGCUGAUCAGAACACAUCAGGAACUCCUGCCAUGACGGAGAGAGAGGCUUCUAGACUAGACAAGUUCAGACAGCUUCUGGCUGGACCUAACACAGACCUCGAAGAGCUGCGGAAGUUGAGCUGGUCAGGAAUUCCGCGGCAAGUGCGUCCCAUCACGUGGAAGCUUCUCUCAGGUUACCUGCCUGCCAAUGCCGAGCGCAGAGCCAGCACGCUGCAGAGAAAGAGGCAGGAGUACUUCGGUUUCAUCGAGCAGUACUACGACUCCCGCAACGACGAACAUCACCAGGACACAUACAGACAGAUCCACAUAGAUAUUCCCCGGAUGAGUCCGGAGAGUUUAGUGCUCCAGCCGAGAGUCACUGAGAUUCACAUUGACAUACCGAGAACUAAUCCUCUUAUUCCUCUCUUUCAACAAGCUUCUGUGCAAGAGAUCUUCGAGCGGAUUCUGUUCAUCUGGGCCAUCCGGCAUCCUGCCAGCGGUUACGUCCAGGGCAUCAACGAUCUCGUCACGCCCUUCUUCGUCGUCUACAUCUUUGAGUAUAUCGAGGAAGAGGUGGAAAAUUUCGAUGUUUCCAGCUUGCAGGAAGAGGUGCUGCGGAACAUCGAGGCUGACAGCUUCUGGUGCAUGAGCAAGCUGCUGGAUGGCAUUCAGGACAACUACACUUUCGCCCAGCCGGGGAUCCAGAGGAAAGUGAAAGCUCUGGAGGAGCUGGUGAGCCGAAUCGAUGAGACGGUACAUCGGCACAUGCAGCACUACGAGGUGGAAUACUUGCAGUUUGCCUUCCGCUGGAUGAAUAACCUGCUGAUGAGAGAGCUUCCUCUGCGCUGCACCAUCCGACUGUGGGACACCUACCAGGCCGAGCCCGAGGGCUUCUCCCACUUCCACCUGUACGUGUGUGCUGCUUUCUUGGUGCACUGGAGGAAGGAGAUUUUGGAAGAGAAGGACUUCCAGGGCUUGAUGAUCCUGCUGCAGAAUUUACCCACCAUGCACUGGGGUAAUGAGGAAGUGAGCGUGCUCCUGGCUGAGGCUUACAGGCUAAAGUUUGCAUUUGCAGACGCACCCAAUCACUACAAAAGAUGAGGCUUCCAGCGGCAUGACUACUGAACCGAGACUCUAUGGCUCACCCUGAGGCUUCUCAUGGACCACUAUGAGACUCAUGGUGGUUCACCAUAAAAAACUCUACAAUGGCCCAAGCUAAUAUUCCCGACGGCUCUCCUUAAGGCUCCCAGCUCCCCUGUAAUUCCCCUGUAAUUCUUGAUGCCCAUAUAAAGAUUCCAAACGGCCCAUCCUGAGACUCCUGAUGGCCCAGCCUGAAUCAACUAAUAGUCCACCCAAAUUUUCCUGAUGGUUUAAGUCAAUUCUCAUGAUCACCCACCCCGAGUCUCCCGAUGGCCCACUCUGAGGCUGCCAGUGGCCCACAAUGAGUCUCCCUGUGGCCUACCCUGAGACUCCUGAUGGCCCACCCUGAAUUAUCUAAUGGUCCACCCAAAUUCUCCUGAUGGUCUAACUCGAUUCUCACGAUGACCCACCCCGAGUCUCCCGAUGGCCCACUCCGAGGCUGCCAAUGGCCCACAAUGAGGCUCACGAUGGCCCACUCUGAGGCUACCAGUGUCCCACCAUGAGUCUCCCUGUGGCCUACCCUAAGACUCCUGAUGGUCCACCCUGAGAAUCCUAAUGACCCCCCUCUUGAGACUUCUGAUGGCCCAUCCAGAGACUCUACAUGGUCCGCCCUCAUAUUCCCAACAGGCCAUUCAUAAGUUGGAAGUGGACUGUGUUUACAUGACUCAAUGUAAAACUGUAGCUUUUUGUUUCUUCACCUCCGGCUCUAUUCUUACUAACCCACACACUCCAAGCAUCAACUAUCCCGUCUAUUUAAUCAAGCAAAAAAAAACAAAAAAAAAAACGCCUUUUUCAACAAGUAACAUAUCGAUAUUUUUUUUUGUCCGUUUAAAUUUCCGUCCCUCCAAACCCCUAAAAGGUUUCACAGCAAAUGUUUUGUGUAGGCUGAUAAAAUGUUACCAGUUUAUUACAAAACCCUGUGUUCUGCACUGGUUAGAAUAGAAGUACUGAAGCUGAGAGGGUGUGUGGGUGUGUGGGUGACUGAGAGGAAGAGUGUCUGGCACAAAAUUUCUCAGCUACAUCAAGAGUAAUAGCUGGAAGUACGCUUUUGCACUGAGCAGUCUCCAUUAGGAAUCUCCCGUACAGCUGCAGGUCAGGAGUGCGCUGCAUUAAAGGCAAUAAUGACACAUUAUUCAGACAGGAAGACAGAAUAGAGAUGCUUAUCCAUGCAUCCAGAGAACUGGCUUUAAAAAAAAAGGAAAAAGAAAAACACCCUGGAAGUAGAACAAAAGGACACUUUAUUCAAACCUAGGUCUACCUCAGGAGCCGGUCGGCGUGGCUUGGCCCGAUCAGACGGAAUGCAGUACCUAGGCCAUUCAUCUGCCUCCAUGUCAGAACAAUAGCCAUGAUGUUCAUUCCCUGAACACUUUUUCUUUUUUUUUUCUAGUAAAAUAAAUAAGAUUUGCCUUAAUUUGGCUACUGUGAUUCUGCUAGAACCAGACAUUUGCUAUCACAAGUGGCUUGUCUAUAGAAUUCAAGCUGCUCUAAUCAAUUAGCCUUUCACAUGGCCUGUUAUUUCAAACCUCUGUUUGGAGUUCAGAUCCAUACUUGUUGCAUGAUGCCGUCAUUAGUGAGCGUUCAGGGCAUAAAAGCUCUCCACAAAGUAAGUAGUGGCAGUAUUCAGACCUUUAUUCUGCAUUCAAUCAUGUUGUCAGGCUUUUCAUUUUCCCUGCCAGUUCUUAAAUCUAAUGAUAUAUGUGAAGAGAAAGAAAAUGCACUCUGUUUUCCUCAGUUUUUGUAUAACAUCUUGCUUAAAUCAGCUCUUUUUUUUUUAAUAUAUAUAUAAAAGAAAAAAGAAAAGAUUUUGUUUUCUUUUAUAUACUGUUUACAUGAGCCUGUUGAGUUGUGCCUAACAUCAGAAAUAGUGUAUACCAUCUCAGAUAUUUAUUUUUCUUUAACGUUGAACAUUCACUGACGGUAAGUAGACUUGUGCUGAUGUCGCAUUUUAACCAUAUCACAGUGUUGCAUUUUAAAAUACAUGACAAAUAAACGCAGUGCUUCCUGCCGUGCAACGUUUUACAUGUAAAUGAGAGGUCAGGCGUGUUUUUCCAAGAAUUAAUCGAGUCCAAACUGAAAAGCCCAUUGACUUGGACGGAUUUAAUUUCAGGAAUACAAACACUCUGCAGAAAUGCUUCCUACCGAGGCAGCCUCGCCUCAAAGGGGCAGGCAGGAGUAGACGCUAUUCUGAAGUGUUGUGCAAUACUGUAUAAGUGAUUAUCAGCACAUGCUUACAGAGUGUUCGCACUGCACUGGACAACAUGAGAACCUUGUUAACUGACCAUCUCUGUCUGGUUACCUCACACAUAAGGCUAACAUAUGAUACAUGCUAUCUUUCCAUCGCUUUUCUCCCCCUUAUUUUUCGAUUUCUUACUUCCUGCUGUGUUAUUUUUUUUCCUUCUCUUGGUGAGCAGUUUAAAGCAUAACCCUCAAUAUCAGACAA
Molecule: messenger RNA, 4340 nt
Organism: Hemibagrus wyckioides
Lineage: Eukaryota; Metazoa; Chordata; Actinopteri; Siluriformes; Bagridae
Gene: tbc1d22a
Product: TBC1 domain family, member 22a
Exons: 14
Coding region: 170-1861 (563 amino acids)
Biological process (GO): activation of GTPase activity
Molecular function (GO): GTPase activator activity
Source: RefSeq, a predicted model, not a curated record